GGCUUUUUGGAUAUCCUGGGUUGCUGUGGUGGCGGCGGUGGUGGAAAACUUUACAUCUAGCGUAGAAUAGAAGUUAAGACACAGACAGUUCCUAUCAACUCGCGACAAUCCUGAUAAAUGUAUCUAACUCCAGCAAUUUGCACUAAAAUCUCUAGGAAACCGGUUUUAUUUCUUUAGUCUCCACUGUCUUGAAAUGGAGUCCAAAUAUAUUUUGGAGAAGUCGUCGGUUGGGACAAGGGUCGGAGGUGGGGAUUUUAACUGCAGGGUAGGCCGCUCGGUGCUCCGCGACAGCCGGGUCCCCAUGGUGGAAAAAAACAGCUCCAUGCCGGCGUGCACACACGGGCCUAUCCUUUACAAAUUUGUAAUGGAAGGCUCAACGGCGGAGGUUAAAAACGAGAGAACCUCGUCCAAAGGAAACGGAGUAUCCCUGGGUGGUCGAAUAAUACAAGACAUGGAAAAAACACUCCUUGGGGACCAAAAGGACAGUGGCUCCACUGGGAUCCUGAAGAGGACCAGUCCAACUCCCUGUCCAGGCGUAAAUGAGCAGUUGCCAGGCAGCUACAUGCAUUUGGACAUCAGAAACCCAGGGAAACAAGCGGAGCUGGCCAGCAACUUCAGAGCAACACAAGGGCAGAAUGUACCACAGGCAGAGAGACAACCCCUCCCCUCCUCCCACAUCCCAGUACCCAGAAACAGGAAGCCUUCAGGCCAUGCUGAUAAGGAGGUGAUGGCUGCCACCGUCCUUACCUCACUGUCUACUUCCCCUUUGGUGCUCUAUCCUUCUUCUGCACCAACAGUCCCGGAGCCAGCCACCAAGACUUGGAAAGAGGUUCUGUCUGCCAGCUACAGCAGUUCAACCAGUGGCAACUGGAGCUGGGAUGCCAGUGACCAGUCGGUGCCCUCCACACCGUCCCCACCACUUUCCAACGAUACCAACAAGAACUUUCUGCUCUCAUCCCCGGGUGAUGAUAUCAGUGAGGAUGUCACAGAGACCACACACUUCAUGUUCGAGGACCCCAUACCCCGGAAGCGAAAGAACUCCAUGAAGGUGAUGUUUAAGUGCUUGUGGAAGAACUGUGAAAAGGUGCUCAGCACUUCCUCAGGGAUCCAGCGACAUAUCCGCACCGUCCACCUGGGGCGAAACAGUGACUCAGACUACAGUGAUGGAGAGGAGGACUUUUACUACUCAGAGAUUGAAGUCAACAUGGACAGCCUAACAGAGGGCUUGUCCAGCCUCACACCUACCUCUCCCACCACAUCUGGCCCUCCACCCAUCUUCCCUCCUGUGCUCGGUGAUGGCCCACAGUCCGAGCGCUUCAGCAUGAGUUGCCCGCAGAGCCACGCCCCUUCACUGCUCAGUCAGUCAGCUCCCUCCACACUCUGCCACAUUCGCACUGAUCAUGCCUACCAGGCCACGGCUCCAGUGAGUAUCCCAGUGGGUCCUGAGCUGGCUGGGAUAGGCAGUGGUAAUGGGAUUGGGCCUGGAACUGGGACUGGGAAUGACAUCAGUGUGUCGUGGCAGUCCCCUCCUGUCAUUUUUAAAGGCAUCCCGGGGCCUGUGACUCAUGUUCGCACUGUGAGCAUUGGUGAAAAGCGGCAGCCUGCAGCCAACCCGCACACCACUGUUAACAAGAACCACACUUUAAUAGCGCCAGCACCUAAAUCUACACCAGGAACCAGGAAACCCCGUGGGGAGGCUAAGAAGUGCCGAAAGGUGUACGGCAUGGAGAAGAGAGACAUGUGGUGCACAGCCUGUCGCUGGAAAAAAGCCUGUCAGAGAUUCACCGACUAAUCCAGUCCCCUUCCCCGGUCUGUGAGCGAGCUCCUUCCUACUCUGAGCGACAGCAACGGGGACUCUUCCUCUGAGGAGAUGAGGGCAGAUUUCCUUAUGACAAAGUUCUCAGUGCUUUUUCCUCCAGGCAAGCAGAGGGGUUCAUCUAUAUCUCAUUUAUGUUUCCAAACACAAUGAAAAGAUUAAAAACAAGACACAUUAUGCAGGUCUGGAGACUUUUUCUAAGACUGAUACAUUUUCAUUCACAGUAAAAUACAGAAAAAAUUAACUUAGAUUUUGAACCUUCAGAUUAGAUUCCUUUUUCUUUUUUCACUUGAUAAGCUUUUUGAUAUACUCUGUUGUUCAUUGUAAGCUACUGUUUAUGAGGUGGGUUGCAACUCUUUUUGAAGGUUCAAGGGUUAACACCAGAUGUGCUUUGUAGCAUAUCUGCUUCUUAUCAUCACUGUUUAAGGGACUUCAAACCUACCAAUGCAUAAAAACCUGCUCACUUACACCCAGCAGUUUAACAUCACUGUCCUCUGCAGUCUUAUUGGAUAUCAACUGCAUUUUUGAAAACAUAUUGUACAAUAUCAAACAGCUCGUUUAUUAAGCCAAUCCAUAACAGCCUGCUAUACUUCUUUAAGAUUUUCAAAGCUGCACAAAACCCCUCACACCAGGUGGUACAGAGUUUUACUUCAAGAUAUGUACACAAUAUUUGAAAUAUAUUUCCCUCUCUUAUUCUCUACUUUUUUUCACUAGAAAUAUGCACCUUGAAGAAAUAAGUUGUCCUUUAGAGUAUGACUGUAACCCCAGUAUGCUUGAGAGAGAGGAUAUCUAUUUCUAAUAUAGUUUAUUUUCAGCAGUGAGUUGCUGAAGCAACUAACAGCUGCAUUGUGCAAUCAGAACAAUGACAGCAUUUAAUAGUUUCUUUCAAGGUUGUCAUCGACAACCUUGAAAGUUCAUGCAGAAAGGCUCUGUUGUUCCGUUUUGACAGCUGAUGCUCUUAAAGAGAUUGUUUACCAUAACGAUGUGUGAAUGAUAAAUGCCCUUUGAAAUUUUAACUUAACAGUUUGACUGAAAUUUAUAGCGGAUGUGGGAAAAUAACAUUAAGAUUGUAACCUUACAAUCAAUACCUGAUGAUAAGUCAGGCAUUUUGAUUCACCUCUUACCGUUUAAAAUGGAGAACAUGAUCCUUUAGUUCGGAAUGAUUACGUUAACUAACUUAGCGUUAUCUGUAAAAACGAUGCCCCAAGCUCACAUUAAUUUGGGGGAAUUCAUGCUUUCCAUGACCAUGUAUGUAAACCAUUUGGACACCUCCCAUAAUGGGUGUGUUAUCAGGCUUUAGUACAUUGUAGAGGUGUAAAUUGAGCCGAUUCACUUACAGAGUCUCUCCUCAAAACAAAGAUCAGUGUUUUUCCUUCAUUGCUCAUCUUCUUUCUGCAUGGAGGCUGAUACAGGUGCAUGCGUGGUCUACACGGCGAGUCUGUGUGGUUACGAUUAUUUAUGCUGCGCGCUGUCCAGUGGAAUCUUACCGACUGACAAGGUGGACAAAUUGAUGUUAAGCUGCCCUUGUGGCCAAUGUGGCUGCGCAAAGCAUGAAUUCCCUUUAGUCCUUAAAAAUGAUCUUACACUCUGUUGCAGCAUUUGAAGACAAGUACAGAGAAUAAAAUUGAAUCAGUGCAAAGUUCGGAUGGUGGUGGUUCGCUGCACAUGGAUUCUUAUGGGAGUAAGAUUUGCUUGGAUUUAAAAUGUUUUUACUAAAAUGGAGUCUUACCUUAUAGAAAAGGCCUGUUAUUGUAAGUAAGGAAGCCAAGGCUUCCAAGCUGUAAGAAAAAAAAAAAAAAACUAAAUUAAAAUUAUUGGUGGUAGAUUAUAGUUA
Melanotaenia boesemani (Boeseman's rainbowfish) is the source of this 3650-nucleotide messenger RNA. RefSeq names its product zinc finger protein 704. NCBI's taxonomy places the organism in Eukaryota, Metazoa, Chordata, Actinopteri, Atheriniformes, Melanotaeniidae. The record is from RefSeq and is a predicted model, not a curated record. Gene Ontology annotation, biological process: regulation of transcription by RNA polymerase II. The coding region runs from base 194 to 1792 and encodes 532 amino acids. Gene Ontology annotation, molecular function: RNA polymerase II cis-regulatory region sequence-specific DNA binding; DNA-binding transcription factor activity. Gene Ontology annotation, cellular component: nucleus. The transcript is spliced from 9 exons.